Molecule: messenger RNA, 852 nt
Organism: Hansenula ciferrii
Lineage: Eukaryota; Fungi; Ascomycota; Saccharomycetes; Phaffomycetales; Wickerhamomycetaceae
Gene: FES1
Product: Hsp70 nucleotide exchange factor FES1
Exons: 1
Coding region: 1-852 (283 amino acids)
Source: RefSeq, a predicted model, not a curated record
AUGGACAAAUUAUUAAACUGGUCAUUAGCACAACAAGACCCAGAAACCGCAAGCAAAGUCGGAGCACCAGAUCCAAAAUUAUUAGCUGAAUUAUUUGGACAAAAUGUUGAUGAUCCAACUCUUAUGAAACAAAAUAUUGAAUUAAUUGAAUCCAAUGAAGCAACAGAUGAAAAUAAAUUAAUUUCUUUUGAUAAUUUUGAAAUGUUAAUUGAAAAUUUAGAUAAUGCAAAUAAUAUUGAAAAUUUAAAACUUUGGCCAAAAUUGAUUAAAUUCCUUGAUUGGGAAAAUUUAGAAUUUGUUAAUUUAACUUUAUCAAUUAUUGGUACUUCAGUUCAAAAUAAUAAUAAAUCACAAUUAGAUUUUUUAAAAUAUGAUACUGGAUUAUCAAAAUUAAUUCAAUUAGCUCAAAAUACUAAAGAAGUUAGAGUUAAAGCUCUUUAUGCAUUAUCAAAUUUAAUUAGAAAUAAUGAAAAAUCUUAUGAAAAAUUUAAUGAUUUAAAAGGUUGGGAAUUAAUUGGUCCAAUAAUAUCAAAUCCUGAAGUAAAUGAUAAAACUAUAUUAAGAAGUUUAUCCCUUUUCAAUUCAAUACAAACAAUUGCACCAAAACAAGAAUCCUUUGAUCAUAUUCAUGAUUAUAAAAUUAUUAAAAUUUUUAAGAAUUUGAUAAAGAGUAAUGAUAAUAUAAAUGUUAUUGAUAAAAUUUUAAAUACUAUUGUUGGAUUAAUUAAUGAUGGAUAUAAAUUUGAUUCUGAAGAAUUAGGGGAAAUUAAAAAUAUAACUGAAUUUAUUGAAAAAGAAUUUAAAGAUGUUAUUAAUCUUGAUGAUUUAAAAGUCUUAAAGCAAGUUAAUUAA